AAUUAACCAAGAUUAAAAAACACUCGUUUUGAACGGAUAUAUUUGUAUGCAAACAUGUCCUAAAGAUCUAAAUGUUCCCUUAGAAACCCAUGCCAUGUCCCGAAAAAAAAUAAAAAGCAAAAAAAAAGAAAAAUGCCCAAAAUCUUNAAAAAAGAAUGAAUUAAUUAAUAAUAGUCCCUCCCUGCAGUUUGUACCCUGCAUGUGCUCUGCCAUCCUGCACCCCUGCUUUUAUCAACUAAUCCACACCGUCCAUUCUUUCAAAAUCUCAAAUUUCUCACCAUAUAAAUUGCCCCUUAAUUUUCUCCAAAAUCCCUCCCUCCGUUUUUAGCACUCAUCUUUUAUUUUUCUUCUCAAUAAUUUCUCGUAACCUUUUUCUUUCUUUAACAUUAAAUAAAUAGAUUUGAAGUGUUGAGGAUUAGCAAAAUGGGUGAAGGAGCCACCAAAAAGCAGGAGGAAACUAAGCCUGAGGAGAAGAAAGAAGAAAAACAAGAAGAAAAGAAAGAAGAAAAAAAGGCAGAGGAGAAGAAAGAAGAGCCUAAAAAACCACCCCCACCUUUUGUGUUGUUUGUGGACUUGCAUUGUGUGGGGUGUGCCAAGAAAAUUGAGAGAUCCAUUCUAAAAAUUAGAGGAGUGGAAGGAGUUUCGACCGACAUGUUGAAAAACGAGGUCACGAUAAAGGGAGUCGUGGAGCCUCAAGCCGUGUGUAAUAGAGUUAUGAAGAAAACAAAGAGAAGGGCAAAGGUUUUGUCUCCUCUGCCGGAGGCUGAAGGCGAACCCAUGCCGGAAGUCAUUGCCUCUCAGGUAAGUGGAUUAACUAGUGUGGAGCUUAACGUGAACAUGCAUUGUGAGCCUUGUGCCCAGCAGCUUAAGAAAAAAAUACUCAAAAUGAAAGGAGUAAGAACCGCAGAUACAGAGCUAAGCUCCGGCAAAGUCACGGUCACCGGAACCAUGGACGCCGACAGGCUCGUUGACUACGUCUACCGGCGGACGAGAAAGCAGGCCAAGAUCGUGCCACAGGCCCAACCCGAACCCGAUCCCGAAAAGCCUCCUGAAGAGGGCCCGAAGCCCGAGGAAGAGAAGAAAGACGAAAAAACGGCCGCCUCAGAAGAAGGCGGCGGGAAACCCGAGGAAGAGAAGAAAGAGGACGGCGAGAAGAAGGACACGCCUCCGCCAGAGGAGGAGAAGAAAGAAGGCGGCGGCGGCCCGCCGGAGCAAGGCGGCGAGGCAGCGGAGGUCAGCGUGGAGGAGCACGUCGUGCAUAAAAUGAUGUACCAUUAUUAUCAGCCGGUGUACAUGAUCGAGAGGAUUCCGGCGCCGCAGCUUUUUUCCGACGAGAAUCCUAACGCGUGUAGAAUUAUGUGAUGAGGAUCGAAUUUGUCGGGGAAAAAAAGGAGGAAGAAAAAAGGGAAUUAAUUAUUAGAGGAAAAUUUUCUGUUCCUCUUUAAUUAUUAUGCCUCGUAAUUAUUAUUAUUAUUUGAUCAAAAUGGAAUGUGAUCAUAUCUGGAGGGAUUCUGUAGUACUAUCUUGUUUGUAUUUUUUUAGUACAAUGAGAUAUUAAAUGCAGAAAUUAGGGGUAAUUGCAUUUCUCAAUUGAAUUGAUGUUUCUCUUUUGUAUUUUUUAUUUAAUUUCCUUUUUUUGGCUUUUCUAGUGGCUAGAGCUAGUCUAUCAAAUAAUUAAGCAAGUUUAUUUAUUAAGUGAGUCGAGCCAAGGUUACUUGCGCAUAAGUUAUACGCUAAAUUUUGUAUGAGUUUUAAAAGAAAAAAGGC
Molecule: messenger RNA, 1767 nt
Organism: Striga asiatica
Lineage: Eukaryota; Viridiplantae; Streptophyta; Magnoliopsida; Lamiales; Orobanchaceae
Source: the annotation of a GenBank genome assembly